GAGCAGUGGGCGUGUUCAGAUCACUUUCUGACCAAUUUCCAGGAAGUAUGUAUUUUGGGGUUUUUCUUUUUUUUGUCUUUUUUUGACAUGGAGAGAAAAGUUGUUGUCAUCCGAGCGUCUUUGCUUUGAUAAGAAACGGGUCAGUUGCAGACUUGUUUCACUGGCUGCAAUGGUGGACUAUAUGGAUAGGUCCACGAAGAUCAACUUGUUGAAGGAGGGAGUGGUGAAGAAACUAUGUGAGGUGUUGGACAAAUCCACCGACAGAGGAUGGCGAAAGCUGGGAGAGAUUGUGGGCAAAGAGAAACGCCUUAAAGUCAGCUCUGACGACAUAGAGAUAUGCUCUCUGAAGGUAUUGGAGCUGGAGGGCAGCCCAAGUCGCAUGCUGCUAAGGCUGAUGGGAGAGCGAGGCUGCACCCUGGGUCACCUGAUGGAUUACCUCCAAACUCUGGCCAACCCUGACGCUGUGCAGUGCCUGAAACCAUCACCCCUGCAGAUUGUCAUCCAGCCACAAUCUCUGGCUCUGAUAUCUGGACACAAUCUGCGGCUCAGCUGCCACGCUGUUGGGAAAUCUCCAGUACAGUACCAGUGGUUCAAGGGUAAAGAAGAGGUGCCAAACUGCAUGUCUCCAGACCUGCUGAUAAGUCCGGUCCAUGUCAGAGAUGCUGGAUUUUACAUCUGCAGGGUCAACUGUGGAGAGAUGUUUGAAUUCAGUCACUGGGCUCAGGUGGACGUCUUAACUGUCCACACACCUUAUGGACAGAGUUUUCACUCUUUAGAAAGUCGAAUGAAGUUAGUGAUGCAGCCUCAGCCUCAGCAGCUAAACAUAGGAGACAACCUUCAGUUGGAGUGUGGAGCCGUUGGACGUCCCAUCCCUCAAUACCGCUGGCACAAAAAUGGACUUCCUGUUCCUAAUGCAACCAAAAGGAAACUCAUAAUUCUUAACGUGGACCAAGAACACCAUGCCAGGUAUCGCUGUGAGAUCGUCUGCGGCUCUGAGAAAAUGUGGACCAACGAAGUUGACGUUGUAGUAGUACCAAGGAUAUCAGUCCAGGUUUCAGGAGCAAUGGAGUGCUCUGAAGAUGAUUUCUAUGCCAUUGCAGGCGGCUCCAACGACUUUUUCCUGAAUAGUGUUCCAGAACAACUUCACGCCACUGAUAAAGUUGCCUUGCUCAUCGGCAAUUUGUCCUACAAGAACCACCCACAGCUCAAAGCUCCAAUGGUGGACGUCUACGACCUCACCAACCUCCUGCGGCAGCUGGACUUCAAGGUGGUGUCACUGUUGGACCUCACGGAGUCCGAGAUGAGGAACGCAGUCGACGAGUUCCUCCUGCUGCUCCACAAAGGGGUCUAUGGUCUCCUGUAUUACGCUGGUCAUGGAUAUGAGAACUACGGAAACAGUUUCAUGGUGCCUGUGGAUGCACCCAACCCGUAUCGAUCGGCCAACUGUCUAUGUGUUCAGAGCAUCCUCAAACUGAUGCAGGAGAAGGAAACAGGCCUCAACGUUUUUCUCUUGGACAUGUGCAGGAAGAGGAACAUCCACGACGACAGCACAACCAACAUUGUCCUGAGGGUCACAGCCAACAUUGUCUUUGGCUACGCAACAUGCCAGGACGCAGAGGCCUUUGAGUUGAGCUCCAGCGGCUUCACCAAUGGGGUGUUUGUCAAGUUCUUGAAAAAGCGACUUCUGGAUGACGAGAAGAUCACAGUGGUGCUGGACAAAGUGGCUGAGGAUAUGGGACAGUUUGAUGCUACCAAGGGGAAACAGGCGCUGGAAAUCCGCAGCAGCUUAUCAGAGAGAAGAGCUCUGACUGAUUCCAUCAUGCCUAGUGACAGUCCUGAUCUCGCCCACGCUCACAGCCGACAGUGGGCAAAAGCUCACGAGCUUCCUGAGAGCAUGAGUCUCCUCUUUGACUGUGGGGCUCAGAUCAAGUUAGGCUUCGCUGCUGAGUUCUCCAACGUUCUGGUCAUUUACACUCACAUCACUAAGAAACCUGAGGACAUGUCCGUCUGCCAGGCUCAUGUCACAGACUUCUCACAGGACCUGGAUGUGGAUCCCAAAGAGAUGAACAGAGAAACUCCGGAGGAGACAGGGACCUACUUCCUGUCCGGCAGCCUACCUCAGCACUGUCUCUACACCAGACUCAGCUCCCUGCAGAAACUCAGGGAGGAGCUGGUGUUCAGUGUGUGCCUUCAGGGCACGUUCUCAGCCAUGGAGGAUGAUCCCGUUCACUGGAACAAAGCUAUAAACAUUGGAAAGCCACUGAUCGCUCGACUCGACCUGCAUCGUGCCAUGCGUAGGAACAGCUGCCUGCAAACCUGCCUGAUGCCCCACAGCCCGUCUCAGAGUCCGUGUCACAGCCCCAGACCGGACCAUUUCCUCCAUCAUCAUCACGGCCUGCACCAGGCCCAGGAUCCCAAUCGCCUCUCCCCACAACCCUUCUACAUGGACGUUUACGAGCAUCACCAGGGGGCAGUAAACCUCGGCCAGUGUCACUCUGAGCCCUUGCACCAUUCAUCCGGUGGGCUGUCCAGCUCACCUGGCAGGUUCAGCAUCCCCAUAGAAGCCAGUGAUGACAUAAAUGAACUGCAGACUGCAUUCAUCAACAGUCUACAGCUUUAGGCCGGUAGAUUGGUCUAGUACAUACGGGUGUUAGGUAUAGAUGUUUUAAAAAAAUGUUUUAGAAACACUGCUGCUCUUUCAUGUAACAUGUGGUAACCAUUAGAAAAUACAUUUUUAUAGAAAUACAAGAGAUGAAUAAAUGUGAAGUCACGUGGGCAUUGGCAUUGUUGUAGUUCUAGGAUGUUGGCAUUAUUUUACCGGCUUUAAUAAAUAAGCACGUUGCUAAAAUA
Messenger RNA from Cynoglossus semilaevis (tongue sole), 2850 nucleotides. RefSeq names its product MALT paracaspase 1 (gene malt1). The coding region runs from base 170 to 2620 and encodes 816 amino acids. The transcript has 17 exons. The record is from RefSeq and is a predicted model, not a curated record. Gene Ontology annotation, molecular function: cysteine-type endopeptidase activity. NCBI's taxonomy places the organism in Eukaryota, Metazoa, Chordata, Actinopteri, Pleuronectiformes, Cynoglossidae. Gene Ontology annotation, biological process: proteolysis.